CAGCUUCAACUUGUGGCUCUGAUUUUUACAGCUUCUAGUAAUAGCCUUCAAAACUCUCAGAUAGCCCACUGCAUCGAUAUGGCCACCCGAACACCUCGGAAGGAUGACAUCAACUAUAAUUCACAUUUCCGAAUUAUAAACGAGCAACAAGUGGACGACAUCUGCCUUGAUUUCUUUUAUAAGCCACACACCAUCACACUCCUGACAGUCACUGUGCUGAGCCUCAUGUACUUUGCGUUUACAAGGGACGAUGAACACUCUGACAACAACCUCCGAGUUGGUAUUUUGAUGGUUGUCUCUUUCUUCUUGGUCAUCAGUGUCCUGGCCUUGCCUAAUGGACCUUUUAUCAGGCCACACCCUGCAAUAUGGUCAAUGGUGUUUGGCCUCAGUGUUCUGUACUUCCUGUUUCUUGUCUUCCUCCUCUUCCUCAACUGGGACCAAGUAAAGAUUUUGAUGUACUGGUUGGACCCAAAUCUGCGCUAUGCCAAGAGAGAGGUGGAUGUCAUGGAAUAUGCUGUGAACUGUACAGUGAUAACAUGGGAGCGGGUCCUGAGCCAUUUCGACAUCUUCGCAUUCGGUCACUUUGCUGGCUGGACAAUAAAGGCCAUGCUCAUCCGCAGUUACAGCUUCUGUUGGACCAUCAGCAUCACCUGGGAGCUCACUGAGCUGUUCUUCAUGCACCUGCUGCCAAACUUUGCAGAGUGCUGGUGGGAUCAGGUGAUACUGGACAUACUGUUGUGCAAUGGAGGAGGCAUUUGGCUGGGAAUGACCGCCUGCAAGUUUUUGGAGAUGAGGACCUACCGCUGGGCCAGCAUAAAGGAUAUCCACACCACCACAGGGAAGAUAAAGCGAGCCGUGCUCCAGUUCACCCCAGCCAGCUGGACUUAUGUGCGCUGGUUAGACCCAAAGUCCUCCUUCCAGAGGCUGGCAGGCAUCUAUCUCUUUAUGAUCUUAUCGCAGCUGACAGAGUUAAACAUAUUCUUUCUCAAGCACAUCCUCGUCUUCCAGGCGUCUCACCCUCUCAGCUGGUUUCGUAUCCUCCUUGUUGGAGUCAUCACUGCUCCCACUAUACGACAAUACUAUGCAUACCUGACAGACACCCAAUGUAAACGAAUUGGCACACAAUGCUGGGUGUUUGGGGCCAUCAUUUUCCUUGAGGCUCUUGUUUGUGUGAAAUUCAGUCCAGACUUGUUUUCCAAGACACAAAUUCUUUAUGUACUCCUGUGGCUGCUUUGUUUGGCACUCAUCACACUUAUAUGUUUAUAUGGGAUGAUGUGGUAUGAGCAAAGUAAACUGAAGAGCGUUUCUGUACAGAGUGAGGAAUGCGAUGACAGCAGUGUUGGCGACUCAUGUGGUUUUGUCCCAGAUGGCCUUGCAGCUCAGAGGGAUACAUUAAGAAGUUUACAACCAACAGAACGGAGGAGAGCUUGUGGGAAGAACAGAUUUGUGAAUGGACAUGAAGGGAAGAAAUAAUAAAACAAGAGCGACACUGAAUCAAACCCUCUUUGAGAGGGUGAAGGAUACACCCAACAAGUUGUAUCAAGGGUUUAAUAAAUUCUAGAGGGCAGACUUCAAAAGUCACAUCAAAAAGCCUUGAUGUUUUAUUUCUCAUCAACUCAUCAAGUUCUAAUACUCUGUGGGAGUCAAAGGCGAAACACACCAAUGAGCUGAACAUGUCCUAGACCUGCAGACUGUUGUGUUGAUUCUCUAGGACUCGGGCAGAUCUUUAAUACUGUAUCACAAGAACAAAAUGUGUCUGGUAUUUAUUUUUAGAUAUUUUUAAACAGACCUUACCUGGAAUGUAUUUUUAGAUACAAUAGAAUGCUAGCCUUAGCCUUGUAUGCCUUAAAUAACUAAAGAUUGUUUGGACACUUUGCACUUUGGGACACAUUAAGUAUGUUCAGUCAGGGGGGUGCCAGACCAAUCAACACCGCGACCCUGAGUUGACCCUGAGAUAUGCAACACUUUUUUAUAUAUAUA
Molecule: messenger RNA, 1980 nt
Organism: Anoplopoma fimbria (sablefish)
Lineage: Eukaryota; Metazoa; Chordata; Actinopteri; Perciformes; Anoplopomatidae
Gene: ptdss1b
Product: phosphatidylserine synthase 1b
Exons: 13
Coding region: 79-1473 (464 amino acids)
Biological process (GO): phosphatidylserine biosynthetic process
Molecular function (GO): L-serine-phosphatidylethanolamine phosphatidyltransferase activity
Source: RefSeq, a predicted model, not a curated record